CCCAGAUCGACAUAAACUGUCAAAAUUCAAGAGAAACGCGCACAGAGUUUACGUUUUCCCCGCGGAUUUUUGUUCUGCAGAUUGUUCUUGAAAUUAAUAUUUUAAGUGCUGUUAAAUACUUAAUCGAUAGCUUGCGAACAAUGGUUGAAAGAAUCGAAGAUCUGAAUCUGCCGAACGCGGUUGUGACCCGUUUGAUGAAGGACGCCCUGCCGUGCGAUGUGAAGAUUUCCUCCGAGUCGAGGACGGCUCUGACGCGCGCCACAUCCGUCUUUGUGCUGUAUCUGACGUCGGCAGCAACGGCUGUGGCCGACAAGAAAAAACAGAAAUGCCUCACCGUGGAUCACGUUUUGGCCGGCUUGGAAGAAAUCGAAUUCGACAGCUUCGUAGAUCCGCUAAAAAAAGAUCUGGAAAAUUAUCGCAAAACUAUGAAAAACAAAAAGGACAAAAAGGGCGACAAAACGGAGAAUGAAGAACCUAUGGAAGAAGAAACUGUGGAAGACUAGUAUUAUAUUAUAAAACAAACUCUUUUAAAUUACGAUAUGUUAUACGAAGUGAUGUAAGCUUAAUAAUUAAUAAAUUUUAAAAUUAA
Molecule: messenger RNA, 589 nt
Organism: Armigeres subalbatus
Lineage: Eukaryota; Metazoa; Arthropoda; Insecta; Diptera; Culicidae
Gene: Chrac-14
Product: DNA polymerase epsilon subunit 3
Exons: 2
Coding region: 141-503 (120 amino acids)
Biological process (GO): heterochromatin formation; leading strand elongation; DNA damage response
Cellular component (GO): CHRAC; epsilon DNA polymerase complex
Molecular function (GO): chromatin DNA binding; protein heterodimerization activity
Source: RefSeq, a predicted model, not a curated record